Molecule: messenger RNA, 1201 nt
Organism: Solanum pennellii
Lineage: Eukaryota; Viridiplantae; Streptophyta; Magnoliopsida; Solanales; Solanaceae
Product: 40S ribosomal protein SA-like
Exons: 5
Coding region: 98-988 (296 amino acids)
Biological process (GO): ribosomal small subunit assembly; cytoplasmic translation
Cellular component (GO): ribosome; cytosolic small ribosomal subunit; 90S preribosome
Molecular function (GO): structural constituent of ribosome
Source: RefSeq, a predicted model, not a curated record
AAAGGGUUUUAUAGAUACGUUCGUGAAGAGAGAAUCUCGAUCUGCCGCAAGCCGAAAAAAACCCUAGCAGCAGAAAGGGAAGAAACAGAGCACAACCAUGGCGACGCAAGAUGUAAGGACUCUUUCGACUAAAGAAGCUGACAUUCAGAUGAUGUUGGCUGCUGAAGUUCACCUCGGUACUAAGAAUUGUGACUUCCAAAUGGAGCGAUACGCUUUCAAGCGCCGUAACGAUGGUAUCUACAUCAUCAACCUUGGAAAGACAUGGGAAAAGCUUCAAAUGGCUGCCAGGGUGAUUGUUGCUAUUGAGAAUCCUCAGGACAUCAUUGUUCAAUCUGCCAGGCCUUAUGGACAGAGAGCUGUCUUGAAAUUUGCUCAAUAUACUGGUGCACAUGCUAUUGCUGGACGUCACACCCCUGGAACUUUUACCAAUCAGCUUCAGACCUCAUACAGUGAGCCACGACUCUUGAUUCUCACUGAUCCAAGAACUGACCAUCAGCCAAUCAAGGAAGCUGCACUUGGGAACAUCCCAACUAUUGCUUUCUGUGACACUGAUUCUCCAAUGCGUUAUGUUGACAUUGGUAUCCCUGCCAAUAACAAAGGAAAGCACAGCAUUGGUGUUCUUUUCUGGAUCUUAGCAAGGAUGGUACUCCAGAUGCGUGGGGCCAUUAAUCAAGGACCUAAAUGGGAUGUUAUGGUUGAUCUCUUCUUUUACAGAGAGCCUGAAGAGGCAAAGGAGCAAGAAGAGGAAGUGCCAGCAAUUGCAGAUUAUGCAGACUACUCUGCUAGUGCUGCCCUUGGUGGUGACUGGACUAGUAGCCAAAUCCCUGAGGCGCAAUGGACUGCAGAUACUGCAGCACCUCCAGUAGGUGGUGGUUGGGCUGGAGAUGGAGCAGCUGAUGGCGGAUGGGAUGCAGCAGCUGCCCCUGCACCAGUUCCUCUACCAGUACCAGAUAUUGCCCCUACCUCUGGUGCUACAGGCUGGGAAUGAGCCUUUUUCCUUUAAGCUCUUCAUCCUUUUUUGGAUAAAGAUUAGAUAUUUUGAGUUCUACAAUAGAUGGUUUUUUAAAUGGCACAGUUAAAAAGGAUUUUGACUUCGUGGAUGUACUGAAUUAUUUAAUCAUUGCUAGUGCAGUGUUUCUUUGGAGAAUCUGGAAGUGCUUUUGUUUUGAAAGUGGAAAAGCAAAUUUUUGUUGUCGUCGUA